UUGCUUUGGUAGAAAAAUAUUGAUCUUUUGGAUUCUUCUUUAUUGCAGUUACCAUUGCCGAACUGAUGAGUUCUUGUCGGAAAUAUGGUAUCCAAAUAUGGUCACCCCGCAAUGAACACAAGCUUAUCAUGCAAUCUCUCCCUGACAAAACUCUUGCAGUUGUCGAUCAAGAGGUCAUCCCACAGUUGACUUCUCAUAAUGUGCCUUCUGAUCAAGCCUUUAUGGCUACCGUUGACACAAAUAGUGUUGUUGAAAAGGAAAUUCUGCUGACGCAAUUUUUGCCUAUAGCUCAACAAGAGAACCUUGAUGCGGGUUUUGGCAAUGAUGAUGAAGAUGAGACAAUCGAAAUGGGGGGUGAGGAAACAGGGGAAGGUGUAAUCGAAGAGGCUCAGUUGAAUUCUGGGUGUUUGGAAAAAUAAGGAAAAAGGAAGGUAAAUACCCCAGGAGGUGAGAGAGGUAAUAACAGAACUACUGGAGUUAGAAUUGCAAUUCCAAAGGAAGAUAUCUUAUGAACUAAGGGAAUGCGUCUUAAAGAUGUUGCAAAUCAUCUCGGAGAUGAAGAUUUUGGCAAUGUUGAAGUUGAGGCAGUUGGAAUGGGGAGUGGGGGAACAAGGCAAAGUGAUAUGGAAGAGGACCAACUCAAUUCUAGGUAUUUGGAAAAAGAGAAAAUGAACGAAAUGACCUCAGGAGGAGAGAGAAGAAACAAGAAAAAUGCAAUUUCUUUGGAAGAUAUCUUCCGGUGCAAGAAAAUGCCUCAAAAAGUUGCUGCAAAGCAUCUCAGAGUUAGCCUAUCCACACUGAAGCGAACUUGUCGAGGGCAUGGCAUCCCCAGUUGGCCACUUUGCGGGGAACACAAACAAUCUCGCCCCAACAAAUCUCCCGCGGUUGUUGAUAAAGUGCCAAUCCCACAACUGAUUUCUGAUACGCUUCUGCCUUCUAAUCAGUCUCAACUACUAUUGGCACGGAAAGUGUGA
Messenger RNA from Rhododendron vialii, 974 nucleotides. RefSeq lists its product as uncharacterized. NCBI's taxonomy places the organism in Eukaryota, Viridiplantae, Streptophyta, Magnoliopsida, Ericales, Ericaceae. The coding region runs from base 522 to 974 and encodes 150 amino acids. The record is from RefSeq and is a predicted model, not a curated record. The transcript has 3 exons.